This is a messenger RNA of Fonsecaea multimorphosa CBS 102226, 348 nucleotides long. RefSeq lists its product as uncharacterized. The transcript has a single exon. The coding region runs from base 1 to 348 and encodes 115 amino acids. The record is from RefSeq and is a predicted model, not a curated record. Lineage: Eukaryota; Fungi; Ascomycota; Eurotiomycetes; Chaetothyriales; Herpotrichiellaceae.
AUGGAACUGCUGGCUGGGCAAUUGAAAGGUCGUCGCGUGCCAAUUGAGCCGAAGUCAGAACCCUCCACAGUGGUCAGUACCUACUUUGAGCAGUACAAAACCGAGAACAUCCAGACCGUCUUCAAGGAGUACUAUCCAUCGGCACAUUCCAGCCAACAAGAAAAAGAUCUUCUUGUGAAAAAGCGUUUGGAAAUAUCCAAGGCAGCGGAGCGCCUUGACGCAGACAAAAAGUCCUUUAGCGCAGCCAACCAUCAGGCAGCGCAGGAGCGAGAAGAAGAAGGUGUCAGGUGCUAUGAUUGGGCGUACGCCAGGCAAUCCUGUCUCCAAGUCCCCGAGGAGAAGACGUGA